Pyrus x bretschneideri (Chinese white pear) is the source of this 4714-nucleotide messenger RNA. RefSeq names its product nuclear pore complex protein NUP155. Lineage: Eukaryota; Viridiplantae; Streptophyta; Magnoliopsida; Rosales; Rosaceae. Gene Ontology annotation, biological process: protein localization to nuclear inner membrane; protein import into nucleus; transcription-dependent tethering of RNA polymerase II gene DNA at nuclear periphery. Gene Ontology annotation, molecular function: structural constituent of nuclear pore. The record is from RefSeq and is a predicted model, not a curated record. Gene Ontology annotation, cellular component: nuclear pore; nuclear pore inner ring.
UCCCCAAAACCCUGUUUUACAAAUCUUCCGCCCCGCGCUGCAAUUAAUGUCAGUCGUAGCCGUGUGAAAAUUUUGCUCCCGAUUUCAGGACUUCCCCUGUUUGUUUCCCGAGAAAGGGAGGGAAAACCGGCUCAACAUUUCAGUUUUACCACCCUGGAAGAGUUUCAAUCUCUCAAAUUUGCCCGUUCGAAGUGCUAGGGUUUCGGACGCCAUGUCCUGGGAGGAUGAAAUCGUUAUGCGUGAUGUCACCCAUGCAGGCCUCGUCGUCGGCGACCGCAUUGGCCGUGAAGUCGCGUCGCAGCUCGAUCUUGAAGUAGCCCUAGAAGCUUCCCGAUACGCCAGUCACCCCUAUUCUACUCAUCCCAGAGAGUGGCCACCUUUGGUUGAGGUGGUGGAUAAUUGCGAGUUGCCUCUGGUACUUAUUGAAAGAUACAAUGCAGCAGGUGGGGAAGGAAAUUGAUUAUGUGGGAUUUUUCCCGAGAUUCAUAGGGCAUGGGCAUCAAUAGAUAGCUCCUUGUUUCUCUGGCGUAUCAACAAGUGGGAUGGACAAUGUCCGGAAUAUAGUGGGGAGGAUCAAGCUAUUUGUGCUGUUGGCCUUGCUAAAUCUAAACCUGGUGUUUUCAUUGAAGCUAUUCAGUAUCUUUUGAUUUUAGCAACCCCUGUUGAGUUCAAUCUUGUAGGAGUAUGUUGCUCUGGAGGGGCUGAUGGCACAGAUCCAUAUGCAGAGGUCUCACUACAGCCAUUGCCAGAGUAUACAGUACCAUCUGACGGAAUCACAAUGACAUGUAUCACAUGUACUGACAAGGGUUGUAUUUUCCUUGCUGGGCAUGAUGGUCACAUUUAUGAGCUACAUUAUACGACUGGAUCAGGCUGGCAAAAGCGUUGUCGGAAAGUUUGUCUGACUGCUGGUAUAGGAAGUGUUAUUUCAAGAUGGGUAUUACCCAAUGUUUUUAAGUUUGGAGCUGUUGACCCCAUUGUUGAAAUGGUUUUUGAUAAUGAAAGACACAUCCUGUAUGCAUGAACUGAAGAAAUGAAACUUCAGGUGUAUAUUGUGGGGCAAAAUGCUGAUGGGCCAUUGAAGAAAGUGGCAGAAGAAAGGAAUCUGAUAAAUCAGAGGGAUCAAUAUGGGGGUAGACAGUCAACUGGACCUAGAAGUUCAAAUCGAUUGACAAAGUCAUCAAUAGUCUGCAUAUCACCAUUGUCUACACUGGAAUCCAAGUCUCUACACCUUGUUGCUGUUUUGUCAGAUGGCAGAAGGAUGUAUCUUACCACUUCUCCAUCUAGUGGUACUCUAGGUGGGUUCAAUACAAACCAUUAUAAACCUACCUGUCUAAAAGUUGUGACGACAAGGCCUUCUCCUCCACUAGGGGUCAGUGGUGGACUUGCCUUUGGAAGCAUGUCUCUUGCGGGUAAAUCUCAGAACGAUGAUCUCUCCCUAAAUAUGUAGGCAGGACAUUAUUCUGCUGGUACUCUUGUCCUUUCUGAUUCAUCUCCAGCAACCCCAUCUUCUCUUCUCAUUGUGAGCCGCGAUUCAACUACACAAUCAACUGGGUUAAGUACUUCAGGGAUAAGUUCAAGGAGUUCUUGGGCAUUGCAGGAAUCCAUAUCUUCUUUACCAGUUGAAGGACGAAUGCUUUCUGUAGCAGAUGUUUUCCCCUUGCCUGAUACUGCAACAACCGUACUGUCCCUAUAUUCAGAAAUCGAAUACAGUGGACAUGAAGGCUUGGAUGAGUCCUGUGAAAAGGUAUCUGGAAAGCUUUGGGCCAGAGGAGACCUUUCAAUCCAACAUAUAUUGCCAAGGAGGUGCGUUGUUGUUUUCAGUACUAUGGGAAUGACGGAAAUAGUUUUCAAUAGACCUGUGGACAUUCUGAGGAGGUUGUUUGAGGCCAACACCCCCAGGUCAAUUUUAGAAGAAUUCUUCAAUCGUUUUGGAGCUAGUGAGGCUGCUGCUAUGUGUCUAAUGCUUGCAGCUAGGAUAGUACAUUCAGAAACUCUUGUAAGCAAUGUUGUUGCACAGAAGGUGGCUGAAGCUUUUGAAGACCCAAGAUUAGUUGGGAUGCCACAACUUGGGGGUAUCAGUGCAUUAUCUAGUACUAGAACAACUGCUGGGGGAUUCAGCAUGGGGCAAGUUGUUCAGGAGGCUGAGCCUGUGUUUUCAGGUGCACAUGAAGGGCUCUGUUUGUGUGCUGCAAGGUUACUAUUUCCUCUGUGGGAACUUCCUGUCAUGGUUAUAAAGGGUGGUUUAGGUUCUGCAGAUACUAUGUCAGAAGAUGGGUUAGUCGUAUGCAGACUCUCUUGAGGCAUUGCAAGUCCUUGAAAACAAAUUCGUUCGCUAGUGAAUUUUUUGAGGUCCAGAAAGAGCCAAAGGAGGGGACUUUAUGGUUGUGUUGCUGGUUUAGGAGAUCUAAUUGGUUCUAUUCUUUAUGGAGCUGGUUUAGAAUUAGGUGGUGGUGACCGUGGUAUGGUGAGGAACUUAUUCGGUGCUUACUCAAGGAACACCGAGCCUAGUGAUGGGUAUGGUCCUGCUGAACUAGCAGCAAUGGAGGUGAGGGCAAUGGAAUGCAUCAGGCAGUUACUUCUUAGAUCCAGUGAAGCCCUGUUUCUGCUCCAGCUUCUUUCACAGCACCAUGUCACAUGCGUGGUUCAGGGGCUUGAUGCUAACACAAGACAGAAAUUAAUUGGAAUGACAUUUCAUCAGUUAGUUUGUUCAGAGGAAGGUGACCACCUUGCGACAAGGCUAAUAUCUGCUCUUGUGGAAUAUUAUACUGGUCCCGAUGGCAGGGCAGUAGAUGAUAUUAGUGGGAGAUUACGGGAAGGCUGUCCAAGCUAUUAUAAGGAGUCUGAUUACAAGUUUUUUCUAGCUGUGGAGUGUCUUGAGAGAGCUGCUGUAACUCCAGAUCCUGAGAAGGAGAGUCUUGUUAGAGAAGCCUUCAAUUUCUUAAGUAAAGUUCCAGAAUCUGCUGAUUUGCGAACUGUUUAACGGUUUGAGGAUUUGAGGUUUUAUGAAGCAGUGGUUUGCUUGCCUUUACAAAAGGCACAGGCUCUUGACCCAGCUGGUGAUGCUUUUAAUGACCAAAUUGAUGCAGCAGUUAGAGAGCAUGCACUUGCUCAACGUGAACAGUGUUAUGAGAUUGUCAUCAGUGCGUUGCAUUCUCUGAAAGGCGAGCCUUCUCAGAGGGAGUUUUGUUCUCCUUUGAGGCCUGCUGCACGAUCUGUCCUUAAUCAGGUCUCUCCGAACAAAUAUAUUUCCCAGAUUGUUCAGCUGGGCAUUCAGUCCCCUGACAGAUUAUUUCACGAGUAUUUAUAUCGUGGUAUGAUUGAUUUGGGCCUUGAAAAUGCAUUGUUGGAGUAUGGAGGUCCUGAUUUGGUGCCAUUUCUAGAAAGUGCUAUUUCUGGGGUAACAUCGGCCUGUUCUCCAAUUGGUCACUCAGGAACAAGCAUCCCAUCCCAUCAAGCCAAAUAUUCUGAACUGUUGGCACGGUAUUAUGUUUUGAAGAGGCAGCAUCUGCUUGCAGCUUGUGUAUUACUAAGACUGGCAGAGAGGCGCUCAAAUGACACGGUGGAUGUUCCAACUCUAGAUCAAAGGUAUCAUUACCUAAGUAAUGCAGUUCUACAGGCAAAAAAUUGAAGUAACAAUGAUGGCAUGGUAGGUUCUGCUCGAAGUGCUUAUGAUGAUGGGUUGUUAGAUUUGUUGGAAGGAAAGCUUUCUGUCCUUCGUUUUCAGAUGAAGAUCAAGGAGGAACUUGAGGCUUUUGCUUCCAGGAUAGAAGCUUUGCCUGAUGCAUCAGAGCCUGUCCAAAGUGGAACUUCUGGUGAUGCCAAUCUUGCAAUUAUUGCGCGAGAAAAGGCCAAGGAGCUAUCAUUAGAUUUAAAGAAUAUAGCUCAGCUCUACAAUGAAUACGCUCUUCCAUCUUGGGAGAUGUGUCUAGAAAUGCUAUUUGCAUACUAUUCUGGUGAUGCUGAUAGUAGCAUCGUACGGGAGACUUGGGCUAGAUUGAUUGAUCAAGCUCUUUCAAGGGGUGGCAUUGCUGAAGCCUGUGCAGUUUUGAAGAGAGUUGGUUCUCACAUUUAUCCUGGAGAUGGAGCUGGUUUACCCUUAGACACAUUGUGUCUGCACCUCGAGAAAGCUGCAAUGGAUCGACUGGAAUUAGGGGUUGAAUCAGUUGGGGAUGAAGAUGUGGCAAGGGCUCUUCUUGCUGCAUGCAAGGGUGCAACUGAGCCUGUAUUGAACACUUAUGACCAACUGUUGACGAGUGGUGCUAUUUUGCCUUCACCAAACCUUAGGGUACGCCUUCUCCGAUCAGUGCUAGUAGUACUGCGAGAGUGGGCAAUGUCUGUGUUUGCACAGAGAAUGGGUACUAGUGCUACUGGAGCUUCGUUAAUUUUAGGUGGAACUUUCUCGAUGGAGCAAACAGCAGUCCUCAACCAAGGGGUUCGAGAUAAAAUCUCAAGUGCGGCAAACAGGUACAUGACGGAGGUACGAAGGUUGGCCCUUCCACAAAGCCAGACUGAAGCUGUUUACCAUGGCUUUCGAGAACUCGAAGAAUCGCUGAUAAGUCCCUUUUCUUUUGAUCGGUUUUGAUUGUUCAUUGUACCAUAUGCAGUGUACGAAAAUUUUCUUUUUACUUACAACAUUUUUUCUUUUAAAUUAUGUUGUAAUUUUCUGCAAAAGCGACUGUAGCGAUGAACAAGGAAUGACACUUUAGUUUCUUUU